GCAGGUAAGCAGUGUGGGGUGUGCGAUAAGGCAGCGCACAGAGAGAGAGAGAGAGAGCAGAAAGAGUGCGAAAAUGGCUUACAAUCUUUGCUCCUCCCCUUCUUCUCUCUUCCACGACUUUCCCUCCAUAUCUUCUUCUCGCAAAUUCAAACUUGGAACUUUUUCCUCUUCCUUUCUAUCCCAAUCCAAACCCCUUCUCCAUGUCUCCUUGCACGAACCCAUUCCCGAAGAGGAGGCAAAAUCCUCGAAAAGAAGUUACAUAUGGGUUAACCCCCGAAGCCCCAGAGCGAAACAACUGGAGAGGAAAUCCUACGACGCCAGGUACACUUCCCUCGUCGAUGUCGCCCACUCCUUGGACUCUUCCAAUCCCUCUCCCGAGGACGUUUCUCUAGUUUUGAAGGCUUUGGGGCCUAGGGUUUUAGAGCAAGACGCUGUUAUCAUCAUUAACAACAUGUCCAAUUCCAAUGUUGCACCCUUGGUUCUCAGUUACUUCCAGCGUAGGAUUAGACCCUCCCGGGAGGUCAUUCUCUACAACGUCACCCUCAAGGUCUUUAGAAAGUCUAGGGAUUUCGACUCUAUGGAGAAGCUGUUUGAUGAUAUGCUUAAGAGGCAAGUGAGGCCUGAUAAUGUCACUUUCUCCACUAUAAUUAGCUGUGCUAGGAUUUGUUCUCUGCCUCAUAAGGCCGUGGAGUGGUUUGAGAAGAUGCCAUCAUUCGGCUGUGAGCCUGAUGAUGUUACCUACUCGGCUAUGAUUGAUGCUUAUGGCAGGGCUGGCAAUAUUGACAUGGCUUUGCACUUGUAUGAUCGUGCUAGGACUGAGAAGUGGCGCCUUGAUACCGUUACUUUCUCCACUUUGAUUAAGAUGUAUGGGUUGGCAGGGAACUAUGAUGGGUGCUUAAAUGUCUACCAAGAGAUGAAGGUUCUUGGUGUUAAGCCUAAUAUGGUUAUUUAUAAUACUCUCUUGGAUGCCAUGGGGAGAGCUAAGAGGCCUUGGCAGGCCAAGAGUAUAUAUACGGAGAUGACAAGUAAUGGAUUUUUCCCCAAUUGGGCGACAUAUGCGUCUCUCUUGCGAGCCUAUGGUCGAGGGCGCUACAGCGAAGAUGCUCUUGCUGUUUAUAAGGAAAUGAAGGAAAAGGGACUGGAGAUGAACACUCAUCUUUAUAAUACCCUUUUGGCCAUGUGUGCUGAUCUUGGCCUUGCUGAUGAAGCUUUUGAGAUUUUUGAUGACAUGAAGAGUUCUGCAACUUGCCUUUGUGAUAGUUGGACUUUCUCGUCCUUGAUUACCAUAUAUUCCUGCAGGGGGAAUGUUUCGGAGGCUGAAAGAAUGUUGAAUGAAAUGAUUGAGUCUGGAUUUCAGCCUACUAUUUUUGUCCUGACAUCGCUUGUUCAGUGCUAUGGGAAGGCCAACCGUAUUGAUGAUGUUGUGAAGACAUUUGAUCAACUGUUGGAUUUGGGCAUCCGUCCAGAUGACCGUUUCUGUGGUUGUCUUCUGAAUGUUAUGACCCAAACACCAAAAGAAGAGCUUGGCAAGCUAAAAGAUUGUGUGGAGAAGGCUAAUCCAAAGCUUGGGACCUUGGUAAGGUAUUUGGUGGAAGGGAUGGAGGAGGAUGAUGGAGGAUUUAGAAAAGAAGCAUCUGAACUCUUUGAUUCAAUUGCUGAUGAAGUUAAGAAGCCCUUUUGCAAUUCUCUGAUUGAUCUUUGUGUCAACCUGGAUUUGUUGGAUAGAGCAUGUGAGCUUCUGGACCUAGGGUUGACACUUGAAAUAUAUACGGAUAUACAGUCCAAGUCUCAAACUCAGUGGUCUCUGCAUCUAAAGAGUCUUUCGCUUGGAGCAUCGCUGACUGCAUUACAUGCUUGGAUAAAUGACUUGUCUAAGGCUUUGGAAUCAGGAGAGGAUCUUCCACCACUGCUUGGAAUCAAUACCGGUCAUGGGAAGCACAGGUAUUCGGACAAAGGAUUGGCAAGUGUAGUUGAAUCACAUUUGUUGGAACUCGAUGCUCCAUUCCACGAGGCUCCCGAUAAGGCUGGCUGGUUUUUGACUACACAGGUAGCAGUCAAGUCAUGGCUGGAGUCUAGGGAAUUGGUUGCUGCAUAAUUUCUGAUCUUAUGGGUUUUAGGGCGUCUACUUUUACAAAGUUACUGCAUGCAUUGGGAAAAUUGAGGCUAUUAUUGCGAAUGAGACGAAUUACUGUCUUGUUGGCGCCGUGGCCCAGGAAAAUUGUCAAAUUCCAAUUGAAGGCUGUUAGAAGCAUUGAUCGAGUAAACAGGCAAGUUGAAGUGAUAGUUGGCACUUGGCAAAGACAAGUUACACAAGGUAAAAUAUGGUCUUCCAUAUUAUAUGCGUUGUUACAUGUGCUAUUUGUUUUAUGGCAAGAUCGAUAUGGCGCGUCUACCAAAUCCAAUUAGAGGGUGAAGACUAGAAAAAAAUGCUUAAUUGCAAAUUUUGCCGCUUAUGUUUCAAGAUUUUGCCAAUUUUAUCACUUAAUUUUUAAAAUUUUGCAUGUAUAUGCCAUUAUUUAAUAGUUAGCAUGAUGUACUAAUCGUUGAUGUGAAUUAAUAACAUGACUUAUAAAUAAUGAUGAGACACAAUGUGUCAUGGAAACA
Messenger RNA from Cajanus cajan (pigeon pea), 2604 nucleotides. Lineage: Eukaryota; Viridiplantae; Streptophyta; Magnoliopsida; Fabales; Fabaceae. The record is from RefSeq and is a predicted model, not a curated record.